Molecule: messenger RNA, 1482 nt
Organism: Artibeus jamaicensis (Jamaican fruit-eating bat)
Lineage: Eukaryota; Metazoa; Chordata; Mammalia; Chiroptera; Phyllostomidae
Exons: 13
Coding region: 1-1482 (493 amino acids)
Source: RefSeq, a predicted model, not a curated record
AUGAGAGGAGGACGGGAGCCCUCGGGCCCCUGGAUCCUGGGGGGCUGUGUCUGUGUCUCCCGGCAGGAGGCAGAGCAGGAGCUGUUAGCACGAGUCCAGCCCACCCUGGGCUCCGUGGGCCGAGGAUACAACGUGGCCCUGCUGCUUCGGGGUCGAGAAACGGAGGCACCUCGCCUCGUGCCUCAGCUGCUGCAGAUGCUGUUUGAGGAAGCUCUGCCUCCUGGGGGCUCUGAUCUUGUGUUUAGCACUCUUAGCUUGGUGCAGCUCAGCCCCAGCGGAGGGACUCAGGACCUGCUGUCCCCAGUGGCAGAGCACUUUUCGGUGCUGGAUGUGGCCCCUCUAGGCUUGGUGGUGGAAAACGCCACGGAAGUGGAGGUGUCUGAUUCAAGAGCUGCCACAGAACUGUACUUGCAGGCCACAGUGGGUGAAGGCAGAGACUGCCCCCUGCUGCAGGUGUUGGCUGGUAAGGCAGCUGAUGAGCAGGCAGAGGGCUCUCUGCCCUGGAUUGUCUCAUGGCUCCUGGAAGGAAACAACUACAAGGGCAUUCUUCUUCGCCUGGACCCUCAAGGCAGCUCCCUGAGCUUGCUCCAGGCUGCUCUCCUGGGGGCCGCGGGAAGAAGGAUGCGGAUAAAACAGGUGAAGCCCACCCUGUGGGACGCGGCAGAGGAGGCCCGAGCCCGCCGGGCUGGCCUGAAGAGCCUGCGUUCAGGCCUCCUUGGGGUCCCGCUGACAGAUCGUGGACUCAGCCGGCUGGGCAGGGCACUGCGGGAAUUGCAGGUGGUGAAAGCCUGGAGCCGGCACCCAGAAGGCCGCUUGCCCAAAGGGGUCAGAGCUGAGGCUGCGGCGCAACCAGAAUCACAGCAUGUGGACUUCCCCCUCCUAAUAUCUUCUCGGCAGGCAAUAAAUUCGGAAGCAAGUCCAGGCCUCCAGGGAGAACCCCCAGUGGCAGGAAGAGCAGCAUCUCUAGGACCUGGGCUCCACCAAAAACAUACUCUCGGGGACUCUGAGGAGCAGGUCCCAGAUGUGGCCCUGCAGUUCCUCCUGGCCAAGGCCCGGAGGCAGAGAGUGCGAGAACAGCACCGACUUGGGAUCCAAGAGGAACUCAAGCAUUUGCAUCAGGAGGAGGCAGGUGACCAGGUCAAAGGCCUAGUGGCAGAAGAGACCUCCACGACUAGCCAGAGAUGGCACCGCGAGCAGGCAGCGCUGAGACUCCAGCUGGAGGCUCUUCGGGUAGAGCGCGACACUGCGGAGCAGGACCUCAUAGCCCUCUAUGACCUGCACGUGCAGGCCACUCGAGCUCAGACUUGCCAUCUGUUACAGGUGUUCCGAGCCUGGCGGGGGCUGUGUGAGGAACGGACCAAGACCACAGAGCAUCAGCACCGCCACCUGCUGGCUGACAUUCUGCAAGACACCAUCCACCUGGCAGCACAGAACCAGGAGCUCCAAGCCCAGAACCGGCAGCUGCGGCAGGUUGCAGACUAG